AUGUACAGCAAAUCAACACACACUAUUGUCAUCUUGAUUUUGUCAAUAUUAGCCAAUACUAUAUCGACAAAUCCAAUAAUUCCUACUAAUACCGUCAGAAAAUCAAUAAUAACAGAUCGCAAUUCAAGAUGGUCUGAUACUGGUAGUUUACAUUUUAGUCGAACUUAUCAAGCAGCAAGUGUGAUGAAAGAUGGACGAGUAAUAGUUAGUGGUGGAAGUGGUUUUCCUGUCUGUAAUACUUAUGAAAUAUAUGAUCCAUCAACCAAAAGCUGGACAAAAGAUGAGUUCAUGGAAGAGUGUCGACACUUUCAUACUUCAUCUAUAUUAUCCGAUGGAAAUAUUUUAGUUGUGGGAGGAUAUGCAGAUGGAACAGCACUUUCGAGCAAUGUUAAGUUCUCUUUAAAUGUCGCUUCAUACUACGACUUAUCCGAUGGAUUUUGGAAAGGAACUUUUCUCAUGAAAAAACCACGAGCGUUUCAUACAGCAUCGGUACUUCAGAAUGGAAGAGUUUUGGUUGUUGGUGGAGAGGAUCCAGAAGCAGCUGCAAGUGCUGAAUUAUAUGAUCCAUCAAACCAAUUUUGGACACUGGUAAAAAGCAUGAAGUAUUCACGACUAUGGCAUACAGCAACUGUUUUGUCAAAUGGAAACGUCUUUAUCACUGGUGGUCGGGGUGUGGACUCUUUCGCGACCAAAUAUGCCGAAAUAUAUAAUUCAUCAACAGGAACAUGGAAAGUUGUUGCUAGCAUGAACUAUGCACGAUCUUUACAUGCAGCUACCUUGUUAUCCAAUGGUAAAGUUCUAGUUAGUGGUGGACUGAAUGGAGAUGGUGAUGUUUUAAAUAGUACAGAAUUGUUUGAUCCAUCUACAGAAUCAUGGAGUAUUACUGAUAAUAUGAAGCAAGGUCGUUCUCAGCAUACAUCUACUGUGUUGAAAAAUGGAAAUGUACUAGUCACUGGUGGUAUUGGUCCUCAAUUUGCGCGAAUAAAUAGUUCUGAACUUUACAAUCCAUCAGAAGGAGUAUGGACACCUGCUGGUAAUAUGCAUUAUGAACGAGCAGGUCAUACAGCAAGCAGACUACGAGAUGGAAGUGUCUUAGUCGUCGGUGGUAAUGAUGAGAAUAACGUUGCUGGAGUGACAGUUGAACUAUAUGAGCCAUCAACCAAUACAUACAUGCCUAUCCGUGCAAAAUAA
This is a messenger RNA of Adineta ricciae, 1191 nucleotides long. The record is from the annotation of a GenBank genome assembly. NCBI's taxonomy places the organism in Eukaryota, Metazoa, Rotifera, Eurotatoria, Adinetida, Adinetidae.